Westerdykella ornata is the source of this 1401-nucleotide messenger RNA. Its product is annotated as Fe-S cluster assembly protein DRE2. Lineage: Eukaryota; Fungi; Ascomycota; Dothideomycetes; Pleosporales; Sporormiaceae. The record is from RefSeq and is a predicted model, not a curated record. Gene Ontology annotation, biological process: iron-sulfur cluster assembly. Bases 223 to 1182 code for a protein of 319 amino acids. The transcript is spliced from 2 exons. Gene Ontology annotation, cellular component: cytoplasm. Gene Ontology annotation, molecular function: iron-sulfur cluster binding.
CCGCAUUACUCAGCAUCCCUAUCUCGGGAAAAUACUCACCCCACCGCGCCUUGCAGCCCUCCACAUCCUCCAUUAUUGGGCCUGCUGCUGAUUUUCUUUUCUCUUUGUUACUCUGACUCUGCCUUAUCAUUCUCGCGAUCCGUCUGUCCAAACUCCAACCUCACCCCCUUCGCUCCAACUCUGCUUCCGCAUCUUCAUCUUCAGGUGGCGAUACACCCCACCAUGGCACCGCGAACCCUCCUCCUCGCUCCACCCUCCAUUUCCGCCCACCCCGAGGUCCUCGACAAGGUCUACUCCACCCAUGACCGCUCUUCCACAGAUCUGCAGAUGCUUGAUCGCAUUGCCGCCGGCCUCGUUCAGCUGCCCUCAUCUACCUACGACGUUGUUCUGCUUCUCACAGACGCCGACGGCACAACGCGGGAGAGCCACACCCUACUCGGCAGGACAGUCAUGUCCAAGGUGGUCAACUCACUAAAGCCCGGGGGUUUCCUGAAGAGCCAGGACGGCGGUUUCGGCGCACAACAGACUCCGGAGAAGACGGAGGCCAUCCUGGCGGGUCUGCUCGAGGGCAUUGAGGGCAUGAUGAAGCCGGAGCAGGUGGAGAGCGUGUCGAUACCCCUGAAGUUGGGCAGGAAAAAGGCGACGAAUGGCGCGGUGAAUUCUCCGACAAGUGGAACCAACGGGAUCCUCAAUGGCAACUCGCUCAACAUAAAUGGGAAGCGCAAUUCGCCCGAGCCCUCCAAGCCCGCCGGUGUUGGCUUCGUGGACUUCAGUGAUGAUCUGGACGAUCCCAUAAUCACUGGCGAGGACGAUGAGCUCAUAGACGAGGACGACCUGAUCACAGAGGAAGACAGACUGGGUGCCAUUGUUCAGCCUCCUGAGUGUCGACCCAAAGCCGGAAAGCGACGCCGUGCCUGCAAAGACUGCACGUGCGGAUUAAAGGAGAAGAUUGAAGCCGAAGAUGCCGCCAAACGCGCUACAGCCGACAAGGCACUGAACACCUUAAAACUGGGAGCCGACGACCUGGCCGAGGUCGAUUUCACUGUUCAAGGGAAGGUCGGAAGUUGCGGUAACUGCGCGCUGGGCGACGCGUUCAGAUGCGAUGGGUGUCCUUACAUUGGCUUGCCGGCGUUCAAGCCUGGAGAGGAGGUGCGCCUCCUAAACAACGAUAUCCAACUCUGAGGCGUUGGGUCUUCCGCCAUAUACCAUAGACAGAGUUGAAGGGAUACGUUCUGCAUUUUUCGGCGUCACUGGAAUUUCAAUGUGGGAAUGCUAGGCCAGUCACAACCUGGCACGUCCUGGUGCUUGAUGAAGGAGGUUACAUUGCUUCAUGUCUGGGUAGAUAUAGAGACGGUGUUAUGAUUAUGCUACAUUACGACUGAAGGAACCUGCUCUACUGUG